AUGUGUCAGGUCCCCUUCCACGCGAGGCUCUUCGGGCCGUGGCUCGCCGCCGCUGCGGUCCUGGUUCUCGGCCAGGACGCGGCAGAUAAGGCAAAGUUUGGUGACCCUAUCAACGUCCUCGGUAGUAUGGAAAGAACCGACCAGGACUUCCAGGACGGCUUAGCACUAGAUCUCUUCUCACCCAAGAACCGCACGCUGGUCGUCCAACAGAACCUCACCCCGCUACCGGGCAACUUCGUGACGGGCACCACGGGCGGUCCCUUCAUGGCCCUCCAGAACUACUCGUACGUCAUCAGCCUCAACGAGUCGGCAAACGACCUCAUCGCCAAGAUCGAGAUCCCCUACGACCCGACUGCUCUCGCCGCGAUCGGCAUACAAGAGAGCAACACCUACGUCGGCACGCUGGCUGGUGACAAACGAAGCUGGAUCGUCAACGACGCGACGCGCAACGUGCAUAGAGAGGAGAACAAUACGCGGAUCAUCAAGAUGACGUCGCUCCAGGGCGAGUAUAUCCUGCUCGGGCGUAAGACGGUGGAUACGGCCAACGAGUUCGUGCAGUAUGGUCAGGGAGCUACGAGGACGGUCAACGUCACGGCGGGGAAUCGACAGGAAGCCGAGUUCAUCGACGGCUUGAGGCUGAGUGUUGUGCCGAGUACCGACAUGGGCAUCAACAUUGAUAUCGUGAAUGGGAUUUCGCCGCAGGCUGUUCCGCCGGGGUUGGUGCCGGUUAAUAGUUUUGCAUGGGUCGUUAACUCGAGUUCGCCUGGCGCUCCUAUGCUCGCAGAUAUGAAGUUUCCGUUCUGGUAUCUAGUUAAUCCUUCAAUGCUAUCCGCCGUUCGAGGUUUUGUCCAGCCAGCCCCAGUCAGGGUGGCAAAGAAAGCACUUGGGACUACUGCCGAAGUACCGUUUCAACUUAUGGCCGGGGAGAUUAUUGGAAUUUUGCCAGACAACUCGGUUACCAUUCCCAAUGUAACACAAGUAGACGGACAGUACGUGUUGCUCAUGGUGUCAUAA
Molecule: messenger RNA, 1014 nt
Organism: Colletotrichum scovillei
Lineage: Eukaryota; Fungi; Ascomycota; Sordariomycetes; Glomerellales; Glomerellaceae
Exons: 3
Coding region: 1-1014 (337 amino acids)
Source: RefSeq, a predicted model, not a curated record